Messenger RNA from Effrenium voratum, 1668 nucleotides. Lineage: Eukaryota; Dinophyceae; Suessiales; Symbiodiniaceae. The record is from the annotation of a GenBank genome assembly.
AUGGCAGGUGAUGGAAAGGGCACGCCCAGCGGAGGUGCAGACGGUAGCGACAGCAAGCGCCACAGCGACCGGGCCAAGGGCAAAGAUGGCGACAGCAAGGGCAACGGCGGUGGCAAGGGCAAGCCCAGCCCUCCUGGCGGCGAUGGCAGCCAGCCCAAGAGUGGCAGCGCUGCGGGCAGAAGGAUGGCGGCGACAGCAAGGGCGGCAAGGGCGGCAGUGGUGGAGGCCCUAAGGGUGAGGGGAAGCCUAGCCCUGGCGGAGGUGGCGGCAAUGGCAAGGGCAGCAAUUAAGCAGCCCCCAGGUGGUGGCGGCGGCAAGGGCAAGCAGCCUUCUGGCGGAGGUAAGGCCGAUGGCGGCGGUGGCGGCGACAGCAAGGGCAAAGGUAAGGUAGCUUGCGGGGGCGCUGCCACUGCUGCCUGGGAUGGAUGUGGCAGCAGCGGCGAAUAUCGGCCCGCUGGCCCGGCGCGGGUGCGGCGAGCAGUCGACCGUCUGGCUGAAAACCUGUCAACUGACAACGCUGCCCUGAGAGAGCAGCUGCGCGUGCAAGAGCUGGAGGCGGUGAGGCAGCUGCAGGAGCAACAGGGCUUCUUCGAGAACAAAAUGCUCGAGCAGCACUUUUCUUUUGCCCAAGCGGAGCUACAGCACAAGCUACAGAGCCUUCUGCAGCAGUCGGAGCAGCAGUUGGCUGCUGCGCAGAAGCGUUUGCAGGCGGAGCGUCGCAGGCGCACCACGGAGGUGAACCGCAUGCAGCGGCAUCAUCAGCUUCAAGUUGCCGCUGCACGCCAGGAGUACGAUGAGAAGCUGGCUAAGAUGCAAAAGACGAUGGCAGAGUUGAACGAGCGCAACCUGGAGAAGCACCUGCACAACUGGCGCAUGGCCAUGCAACAGCAGCAAGCCGAGGAGGAGAAACAAAAGGAGCAGGAUGCCAAGGCUAAGAAGGAGGGCAAAAAGCCGCAGCCAAAGCAGAAGUCCGACAAGAAGCGUUCACCGCCCAGCGCCGCAGACCCUGGCUGGACUGUGGUGCAGCCAGCAGCCGUGGAAGGCAAGAAGGAGAAGAAGCUGGCGCUCCUGGUUCGCAGCGGGUCGACGCAGGGCAUCACCUCGGCAGUGGCUUCGGCCUUGGCGGCCCUGCCUGAGGGGAAGGCGAAGCCUGCCACGCCCAAGUUCUUCGAGUUCAACGUCACCGUGGACAUGUCCUUCCACACCCAGCUUGGCCUGGACGUGGACUGGGCCAAUGGCCGCAGCUUGUACGUGCGACACCUGCAGGCCGGCGCGGUGGAGGAGUGGAAUCGCCAGCACCCGGCCCAUUUGUCGGUGAACGCGGGGGACCGCAUCGUGGCGGUGAACGGCUUCUCCGAGGAUGCCCAGGCCAUGGUGCGCCUUUGCCGUGAGCUGGCGCAGGGCCGGCACCAGUUCCAGCUGCGGGUGCGCGGGCCACCGCCCCCGCCGAGCGCGGCAAAGGAGGGCGAGGAGAAGAAAGACAAAGGCCAGGAGAAGAAGAAGAAGGAGAAGUCCAAGAAGGACUUAGAAGAGAAGGACAAGAAGGAGAAAGAGAAGGAGAAAGAGAAGGAGAAAGAGAAGGAGAAAGAGAAGGAUAAAGAAAAGAAAGACAAGCGGGAGAAGGAGAAGGCAAAAGGCCGCAAAAGAGCUAGGUCAUCAUCUAGCUGA